UCUUCAUCCCACUUCCCCUCCAUUUUUUAUUCUUUUUUCCUUUACCCCCUCGAAUACCAAACCGUACCAUACCCGCGUACAACCAACAGACUCAGAAAAUGGUGAGCAGAAAACAUCUCCCUCUUUGCGGCUCAUGUUGCCGCAAAAAAGCGGAGCGAGGGAAAGGAAGAAAAAAAGCUAACAUAGUUUAACCCCUUACAAAGGCAACAACAAAUUACAAGGAAGCCUUCGCUCUCUUCGACAAGCGUGGGAACGGACGUAUCCCCUUAAGCUCCUUAGGCGACCUUCUCAGAGCCUGUGGACAGAAUCCCACAAACGCAGAGGUUGACGAUUUAAUCCAUAACUCUGCACCCAAAGGUGACCGUAAGCACCUCCCCCUCCCCCCCUUCGAAGCUUGUAGCUAAUAUUCGGUUGAAAACUCAGUGGAUUUUGAGUCGUUCUUGAAAAUCCUGAAUCGUCCGAAUGGGUUCCGUGAUCCGGGGGAGCCGGAUGAGUUUGUCAGGGGGUUUCAAGUAUUUGAUAAGGACUGCACGGGGUAUAUUGGGGUCGGGGAGCUGCGAUACGGUAUACUUUUUUCUCCCUAGUGUUCUCUCUGUGCACUGUGAGCUGGUUGCUAAUUCGAUGGUGGAUAGUUCUUACUUCUCUUGGGGAGAAGCUCACCAAUGAUGAAGUUGAUGAGUUACUCAAGGGCAUGAACAUUCAUGGCGAUCAGGUCAACUACACUGGUAUAUAUUCCCCUCUGGAUCGGGCUCGAGCGUGUUCGAUGCUGACAUUAGAGUAGACUUCGUCAAGAUGAUUCUCGCAAAC
Tuber aestivum (summer truffle) is the source of this 807-nucleotide messenger RNA. Lineage: Eukaryota; Fungi; Ascomycota; Pezizomycetes; Pezizales; Tuberaceae. The record is from the annotation of a GenBank genome assembly.